Glossina fuscipes is the source of this 936-nucleotide messenger RNA. RefSeq lists its product as uncharacterized. The coding region runs from base 137 to 673 and encodes 178 amino acids. The transcript has a single exon. Lineage: Eukaryota; Metazoa; Arthropoda; Insecta; Diptera; Glossinidae. The record is from RefSeq and is a predicted model, not a curated record.
UCAUAGGUGAUUACCUGCAGGUUUCUUCUUUUCUUUCUUUUUUGUUCAUAAUAAAUAUACCAACUACGCUUGUCAAUUAACAGAAAAAUUAGUAAAUAAUAGAAACUAGACAAUAAAAUAAAAACAAAUUUUCACCAUGGCACCUCGAGGCAUUCGUUGUGCCUUAGGUAAUCAUAACUUGCGCGGUACCGGAGUGCUUAUCACAAAUGCGAAACAUAUUUCGUUUAUAAAGAAAGCUAUACCGCAUUUCCGACCGCAAGAAAGAGUCUGUGUGCAGUGCAAAAAAGCCAUGGAAAAUAUCUACACCAAUAAGCUCAAGCGAGCAAUAGAAAAUCAACGUCGUACGCUUGGAUCAUUGAGUGUUUCAUCGUCUACAACAUUGUCGUCAGAUGUGUCCGCAUUUCAGUUAGUCAAUGAACAAACUUCAGACAGGGACCCUAAAACCGGAAAUGUGGACGCUUCCACGGACAGUUCAAAUGAACCUACAACCAGUGCUGCCGCCGCUGCCAGACGGCAAAAAAAAUGCCAGCAACAACUAAUUGACAAAUAUAAAGCACCACAAGAGAGAAAUGUUCGUCUUCCAAAUGUCCAACCCUACAUAAGGCAUCAACAAUUUAUUCACGCUAAUCCGGAAAUAAUGAAUAUAUACCUUCAGGGCUUAACUGGCGGUUAAAAACUAGGACGGAAUGAAUGAAGAACGCUGUGCCAGUUUAAAAAACUCUCCUAAGGGUCGCAGAUUUUUAAUAAUAUGUAUAUUUCUUCGUAUUCUCUCCUUAUACUUGGUUGAGAAAAAUAAAAUUUGAAAACUUUUUAUUUAUUUAUAUUAAAACAGAUGUAGAAUUUAUUCUUAAAGGGCCACCAAAUUCAUGUAAAACAAACACAAGAUUUCCCUCAAAAUACAUUAUUUCUUAUUUCGUCCUUAAUUAAAUUAUAACC